Messenger RNA from Alligator mississippiensis (American alligator), 8409 nucleotides. RefSeq names its product DDB1 and CUL4 associated factor 7 (gene DCAF7). NCBI's taxonomy places the organism in Eukaryota, Metazoa, Chordata, Crocodylia, Alligatoridae. Gene Ontology annotation, molecular function: protein binding. The transcript is spliced from 7 exons. Gene Ontology annotation, cellular component: nucleus. The record is from RefSeq and is a predicted model, not a curated record. Bases 210 to 1238 code for a protein of 342 amino acids.
GAGCGGCCGAAUCUCAAACGGCCUCCGCGGCGCUCGCUGUCUCCGGGGCUGGACACCGGUGCUCGGGGCCCGGAGCCCGCCGCCCGCCCGCGGCUACCGCCGCCGCCUGCCUCGGGCCCGCGUGGCGCCGCGCUCCGGCCGGCCCGCGAGCCCCCGCCUCGCUCCGCGCGCGGCCCGGCCCGGCCCGGUCCCGCUCGCCGCGCCUCGCCAUGUCGCUGCACGGGAAGCGGAAGGAGAUCUACAAGUACGAGGCGCCCUGGACCGUGUACGCCAUGAACUGGAGCGUCCGGCCCGACAAGCGCUUCCGCCUGGCGCUGGGCAGCUUCGUGGAGGAGUACAACAACAAGGUCCAGCUUGUUGGUUUGGAUGAGGAAAGCUCAGAGUUUAUUUGUAGGAACACCUUUGACCACCCGUAUCCUACCACCAAGCUCAUGUGGAUCCCAGAUACCAAGGGAGUAUAUCCAGACCUGCUAGCAACCAGUGGCGACUACCUACGUGUAUGGCGAGUGGGUGAAACAGAAACCCGGCUGGAGUGUUUGCUAAAUAACAACAAGAACUCUGAUUUCUGUGCCCCACUGACGUCUUUUGAUUGGAAUGAGGUGGACCCAUACCUACUAGGUACCUCUAGUAUCGACACCACCUGUACUAUCUGGGGUCUGGAAACAGGGCAGGUUUUGGGAAGAGUAAAUCUAGUGUCUGGCCAUGUCAAGACCCAACUUAUUGCACAUGACAAAGAGGUGUAUGACAUUGCAUUUAGCCGUGCAGGUGGGGGGAGAGAUAUGUUUGCUUCAGUUGGUGCUGAUGGUUCCGUGCGGAUGUUUGACCUCCGUCAUCUGGAACAUAGCACCAUUAUCUAUGAGGACCCGCAGCACCAUCCAUUGUUACGCCUUUGCUGGAACAAGCAGGAUCCUAAUUACCUUGCUACAAUGGCCAUGGAUGGCAUGGAGGUGGUGAUUCUUGAUGUCAGAGUUCCCUGCACUCCUGUUGCCAGGCUAAACAACCACAGAGCAUGUGUGAAUGGAAUUGCUUGGGCACCUCACUCUUCCUGCCAUAUCUGUACGGCAGCUGAUGACCAUCAGGCUCUCAUCUGGGAUAUUCAGCAAAUGCCUCGGGCCAUUGAGGAUCCUAUCCUGGCCUAUACAGCAGAAGGAGAAAUCAACAAUGUACAGUGGGCAUCAACUCAGCCGGACUGGAUAGCUAUCUGCUACAACAACUGUCUGGAGAUCUUGAGAGUGUAACAUUAUUGGGCCAUGCCAAAGCAAGGCACGGCUGUAUAAUUUUCCCCCUUCUAACGUAAGAACAAACGAGAUUCAGUGGCCAGUAUCUUUUUGUUGCUUUGCAUCUACUGUUCCAAGAAACUGUUACAAGAAUUGAUGGCAGGUGUCUGCGGUCCCAAAAAGACUAAAAAAAAAAAAAAAAUAAAUAAAAAAGCAGGGACGUGACAAGCCUCUUGGACCCUUCUGGGUUCUGGUUUUAAUAAUUUUUCAAUUUAAAAGUUCUGUAUAUUUGUUUGUCGACUGUGUUAAUGAACAUUAUGGGCUUUAAGUUACUGCAUAUGUUUGUGUGUUUGUCAACCAGCUGAGGCAGCACAUCCAGCUAGUUUGAGAAAUGUAAGUGCAAAACUAGUUGGAAGAAAGACACUGAUAUUAACCAACAUCCCUGCAGGAAUCUCUAAUCAUUCCUGCUAUUGCUGUCUCUAAACUGUUUAAACAUUUCUGUGUUUGUUUUUUAUAUAUCUUGAGCUAAGUUUCUAUUGAGUGAGGUGAGGUGAGGCUCUUCUCUCCAGUUAUUUUUGAUAUGCGAUCAAUUUCCAUUUGCCCAAAGCAGGAUCUGUUCAUAGAGGUAAGUCAUGAGCAUCACUGUUGAUUCCCUGGCAGUAAAGCCCUGCCAGUAUUAACUGUUGCCUUGGCUCUUUAUACCUGGCCAGAAUCACCUGGUGCUGUGAAAUACAAAUGUAUUGCACAACUGUCUUCUGAUUCCUCUGAUGCUAGAGGCAGUUGUUACUAUGGUAGGCCUUACAUUAAAAUGUUAACAGAAUUACUGUGGCUUUCCCACAGCUGUAUUGCCUAACUGAAUGGGGAUCAGCAUUUCAAAAAGAGAAGAUUCUUGCGUGACUACUCAUUUUGAGGUAAAUGAUUUCUGGAAAACGUGCAACUUUGAACAUGUCAAUUCAAAAUCCAUUACAGUGGAACAAUUUCCCCUAGAAAAUUUCCUGACUGAACCAAAAGAAAAAAUGGCUUCACACUUUCUACCUUGCUUGGUUGAAAACUAUAACCUAAGCAAAAAUUCUAUACUUAACCUUUUUAACUGGGAAUUUUUCUGCAUUUGGCCUGUUUUUCUGGAAGGUCUUGAACGUGAAGGAAUAAGGAGCUAACUUUUUUUUUUUUUUUUUUUUUUUUUUUUUUUUUGCCCCUCAAUAUAUUUGCAUUGUCUGCCCAAAUCUUGUUGGAUGAAUGAGAAGUCAGAACAGCUGGUCUACGAUCAAAAUGGAAGUUGUCCCUAUAGCAGAAGUAGUUCCCUAAAGCAACAUACAAGGUGGAUCUAAAAUGAAAGAAGCUGUAUAUAGUCUCUCAAAUGGAUCCUGUGUUCUGGUUCUAGUUGCAUCUUUCAGGUAUUGCAACUUUUGUAAGUAGAACCCUUCAAUUUUGGAGGGGUUUUUUAAUAGUAGAAAGAAAAAAGGGGGCCUUGGUAGGUUGUUUUGUAACAUUGCUUUCUGAUUUAAAGUUGCAGUGGUUAGAAAACUUAAUCUUAACAUGGUGGAUAAUGUGACUGUUCUGUUCAGAUGAAUGAUCUACAGUACCCUUCCAAAGAAAACGUGACAACAGAAUGCAAGACUUUGUAGUCACCUUUUUACUGUAACACAGGGCUCUGAAGUUAGUUGUCAGGAUCCGCUCAUUACCAUGAGUUAGUCCAAAAACCAAAUGCAGAAUUCCCAGAUCACAGUUGAAUUUUAAUGUCACCGGUUUAAGAAAAGUUUGUUUUCGGGUACAUGCGUCUCUCUCCCUCCACCUCCUCCCCCCACCUUAGCUUUCUUUGCAGUAUUUACAACCACUACAUUCUGUUUUAAAUGCUGUGUCCCUGUUGCACCCAGUCAGAAAUGGAAAACUGUUUAUAGUGAAAUGGACCAUACUGUCAAACACGGAGGAAAACAAAUAGGUGAGGCAAAAUCUUUAUCUUUGAAGUUACUGCACCACUGGGUAAACAAUUUUUACAGGUGACCUUUUUAAAAAAAAAAUGCUGUAGUAAAAAAAGCACCAUCUUACUAAUUUGAUCACCUUUCACUAUUAAUUAGAUAUUUUUCCUCCUAUUAGAAAUAUUGAGCUAACACAUUGCUGAGAAGUUGUACUCUGUUCUACCUCUUGCAUUGUCUGAUUCACUAUGUUCCAAAUGUUAACUCUUUGGGUGAGCAGAAAGAGUACUGUUUGAUUGUCAGACUAAGUUGUUGGUAUGGUAACCAGUAAGAUAACUUGAGACUUGCAUGUAGACUGAACAGACGUGCUCUAAAAGUCAUUGAAAAUGCAAUAAAUGUGGAACUACACAACUGAAUUAUCACUUUUCAGAGAAGAACUGCACCUUAAAGUUAGAAAUUGCAUAUGCUAAGCUCCAAGGUAAAAGUUUUAUGCUUAUAGCAAUAUUAAUUGACUUAUUGUGCACAUUGCUUAAAUGUAGAUAUACAUGUAACAAUACUACAUUUAAAAACGCAUCUAAAAUACAAGCAUUUGACACACUUGGUGAUUGAGAGAAGCAUAACUCAUUUUCUGACUUGAUGCAGAUUUUAAAUAUAUAUACUUACUGCUGCAAAUCAAGCUUUGCAUUUAACUUUGUAAAGGAUAGAACAGAAAAAAACAUGUGUAAUUUUACAUAGUCCCAUUUAGGCUUUGAUGUUUUGUUCUCUUAAGGUAAAUGGUAUGGGGUGAAAGCUGCUUUGUUAAAAAUCAUUCCCCAUGGCCAAAUGCAGGGUGCAGCUGCGCAUCACUUGCAACUGCUAUCUUCAGAAGAAAGAAAUGAAUUGAUCUGUUUUUAGUUGAAAAUUCAGUAUCUGCAGAAUACAUGAAAUGGUAGAUACCAUGAUUUUUAACAACUUUGUCUUCCUUACUCAGUUCAUUUUCCUUGUCCUUGACAAGUGUUUUGAUGAACAGUUUAAUCUUCCCUACAGUUUAGCCCUACCCCAGACAGGCAUGGAAUUUGUGUAAUUUCCCUGCCCAAGAUCAGCUUUAUUGGGCAGAUGCUUAGUAGAAUACACUAAUCAUCUCUUUUUGUGAAGAUGUAACAUGCCUGUUACUGUAGUAGCCAAGUGCUUUUUCCCCUCCAAAUAUCUUUUAUCCAGUUUAAUUGAACCUUGGUCAUGAAGGACAAAUUCUGUGAAAAAGUAUUUACCUGAUGAGUUUUGUGUGUGCGUGCACACGCACACACAUACAUUUGCAGUUUAAAAGUAAAAUAGAGCCCUUUGACUAUAUUGAGUGAGAAUUUUUUCCAACAGUGUAAACCCCACCAGGCUAAAUAUUUCAUCUCCAUUGAGAACUGAGAAUGUUAGAGCAUGUGAAAACAAACCACGGUCUGAAUAAUGAGAAUACUUCCACUGCUAGUAAAAACUGUUUGAUUAUGUGUACUUUGAAGGGAUCCAGCUUGGGAUCCCUCUUCUCACAGCUUGCUUGUUAGUACUGGUUUGGAUUUCUCUAUAGAGGUGAGGCUCCUGAUCCAAAUUCCAUUGAAGACGAGGGAAGCACUCUUGUCAACUUUAGUGGGUGUGUAAUAUGACCUGUAUUCUUGCUGCAAUUGCCUGUUUAUUGAUUGGACUAGCUUCUAGAUCUAUGGUUCAUUACCUUAAUUGGGCCAUGUCCUACUGCUGUUCCCCAUGUCAGAUGCCGGUCCUUAGAAGUGAGAGAUACUAUUUAAAUUAAUUUCUUAAAUAGUCACUUUAGCAAUGUAAUGAGCAUUACCUGAAAACUAGGCAAACCUAUCUAGGUAAGGGCUCAUACAAAGGGCAUUUUAUUUAAGAAGGUAAGAGUAUGAGAGGCUUCAGUGCCCUUUGCAGUGCUACUCUAGCAGAAGCAAUGUGUUCCUCAGUGGUUCAUGUUCGUUUCAAACAUAAGACACACCUCUGAAAGCUGUAAAAUGCUGAGGAUUAUUGACCAAAGAAACAGCUCAGCAUAUCCUGCCAACUGAAUAUUUCAGUUAGAGGUGGAAACACUGCAAAUACUGCUGCAUUUAAAUAUUUCAGCCCAUCUUACACUUUCAUGUCUCUGGGUUUGUUUGUUUUUUCUUCCAAGGCUUGUGAAAACCACUGGUAAGGUGACUGAUUUUGAUAGUGGUUCUAAAUGCUUUAGAGAUCAUGCAGAGAAACUGCUUUCAAAGUAUUUUGCCCCGGAAGGGAGGGGAGGAGAACUCUUGGGAAGGGUCCUAACAUCAGUGAUGUUAUCACAAAAGCAGAUGGUGUAAUGUGACAUAAACAAGAUUUUAGGGCACUAACUUCACUAGUUUUGGAUCAUUUCUCCUACUGAUUAUUCCAGGCAUUUGGAUUAAUUUUUUGAACCAAGCUAUUCUAGAUUCCAACUAUUAUUUGAGCAACUUGUUUACUAGCAUGUUUGGGCUCACAACCCAAAGAUAUGACCUGUAUUUUAGCAAGAUGAAGUGGGCAGUGAUUUGAGAACCUAAACGUUGGAUAAUAAAACAGUGCAUUAAAACAAUAACUUUUGUAUACUACUGAAUUAAACCAGCCUAUGAUAAGUCACUGCUACCAGAUUUGUCCUGCCACAUGCAAAGAUUUACUAGGCGAGAACUUAAGUGCUUUGACAAUCUCUAGUACUUUAGUGGUCACAAAGUACAGGAUGAAAGGUGACUGACACUAUAAGAGGUCUUAAAAUAAGCCACUUAAAAGUGGAUGAUGAUGGUCAGCAAUCAUAAUAAAUCUACUGACAGGAUGAAUCUUUUCUGACCUGAGACUGAAACAACCUCCUGUAUAGGAGGAGGCUUGUUUUUAAAAUUUAAGUUCAGGAAUCUGAGCAUGACUGUUAAGCUGCUCUAGAUGGCACUUUAGUAGGUAUAUUUUGGUAGGGUUAGGAAAGAAUGAACCUCUUUCUGCCCUAGUCUUUUAAGGCAGGAUUUUAUACCUCUGAAAUUUGUCUCGUUUAAAAUAAGUGUUCCUGACAUUGCAAGAUGGAAUUUUUUAGUAUAUAGUUAUGUAAUCCUUUUCAUGUCAGAACUACCUGCCCUGCUGAAGGAUAAAACUGUGAGCACUUGAAAAUAUUAUUAAGGCUUCAAACUAGGAGGCUUUGUUCAGAUAACAGUAGAGAACUCUCAGGCACUUAACAUUGCUUGUCACCCAAAUAGAACUCCUUUCUGUUUCAUUUGAUCAUCUAUUAUUACCUAAUCUUUAAGGGCUAUGUAAUUAGGUGCCCUUUCAAAUUGUCUGUUGGCAGUGGCUGGGGAAAUGUCUCAGUAUGUGAUGUAAAUGAAUAAGCAGACCACAGACACCAGCUGUGAGGUAGAAAAAACAGAUGCAGCUAUCUGCACCUUCCCACAUAAUUCAAAGGUCCUUAACUUAUCCCUGAAUUCCCUGGUGCUGUCUGACUGCUGUUCAUACUGAAAUAGAUAAAUGUACAGCGAGUUUCAGCUAACUGUACAAAUACAGACAGCUGCAAAACUGUUACACUUCCAUCAAAAUCCUGGAGAGGGUUAAUCAUCCACUACCACCAAAGAAAAUGGUUGUUAUCACAAACCCAAGCGGAACAUUAUCCAGUCAACAAGCAGUUUGGAUGUUUGACUGCCCACUUUUUCACUGCAAGGUCAAUGAUUCACAUUCUAGCCUAGGCUUUUAAUGUUGGUCUGUGCAAUGGCCUUUAGGAAAUGAAGUAUCUAAAAUCUCAUUCUGAAUGGGCAGGAGGAAAACUGGCUCUAGAUAGGGGGUGGGAAAGAGAGGGGUCUUACUUAUUAUUUUCUGCAGAAGCUAACAAGGUUUUAUGAUAUAGCACUUCCAUGCAGAAAAAAGCUGAUUUAUGGGAAGAUGUAACUAAAUGUCAGUACCCAUCGAGAAGGCACCUGUAAGUCGGAGACAUGUGACAUUGGCAACUGUACCAAAUGGAAUUUACAGUGCCCUUGCCUGUGCUAUCAGAGUUAAGUCUCAAGCUUUUGAUCAGCACCUUACAGGUAUUUUAGCAUUGGUGAGAUAAAAAUGUGCUCCAGUCACCAGUUGCUUGUCUGGCGAUUCAAGGUAGAGUGUAGUUCUAAGAGAAACAUAUACAAUACUGUCUUGACUUCUUCAAAGAACAUUCUUCAGUUUGCUGAGCAUCUCAAAUUACCUCUUUUGGUGGUCACAGAUAUCCAGCAUCAAUCUAAUUUUCUCACCUUGCCAGUGAGGAAAAAUGACUUGUUCAGGCUCUGAAGUGCUUGAUCCUCUUCAGAGGAGCUAAUAAACUGCAGAGUUAAAUUCAUCUUUCUGGUAAUUGCAAGAUUCGGCAGCCAUGCUGCUCUAAGCCCUGGUUCCAUCUCUCAUUCAUCCACACAAGUCAGCAUCCCUUCAAAUUUGAUUUCCUGUUUUAUGAAAUGCUCAUGUCUCUUCUAGGCAAGAGACAUAAGUGAAGGAGCUGCCAAACAAAAGGGGAAAGGAUUCUGUCAUUCAGUUGUACAGCUGUGAAGCAAUGUGUGUUGCUUUUUGACAACCUGGUGAAUAUUAAUUGUAUCUACUAUUUAAAUAAGAACCUUUUUAGUUUGGGUUGCUAGCAGUGUACAAUGUAAUAAUCUGUUGCGCCGAAGCUUUUUUCUUUUUCUUUUUCUUUUUUACUACCAAUAGUCAAGUAGAUAUUUACUUUUAUGUGUAUUCCCUUCUGCUGUUCCCAUUUAAGAUCUGUUGUAAUAACUUCCUGAAAGUGUGAUCUUUGUAGCAUGAUUGUACAAGCAUACAUAUGAAAUCCCAGAUUUCUUAUUCUCACUAAAAUGUUAAAGCAAUAGCAAUUUAAUGUCUGUCCUUCAUAGUGUAGGGUGUUAACAUGGUUUCUCCCCCUCCACCACCAUCCCUUCUGUAUUGUUUGAGUUUUUGCAACUUUGCUAUGAUAUUCUACUAGAGGAUUCUUAGCAUCCCAUUAUCCAACAGACACUGACAUGUUGCGAUGGGUAACUGCAAUGUCUGAGUAUUCCUUAAUUAGUUUAUGAAAAAAACAAUAUAAAAGGUUUUGUUAAAUGCAUUUUAACACCCAAGCCAUGGAACCGUUUUGUUGAAACUGUAAAUUUUUAGGUGACUUUUUGAAACCGCUUGAAAGUGGAAUGUUGCAUCCUUUAUACUAUUUUCUGCUUCCUGUGUAGUUUUAUUCAAAUUUUUUAACCUUUCUUUCUAAGUUUCAGCCUCCUGUGUAUUAGGUACAGUAUUUUCUGCUUUUCAUACUUUGUAAUAAAAAUGAAACAUUUGUAGAUUGA